UCUGUCACCCGCUCCCUGUUAUUAAUGUCACUGUACAAGUUGGACAGCUACACAAGAUUCUCUCUGGCACUUUACAGACGUGCCUCUAAGUGGAUUGGCUGCAUUUGGAAGGCUGGGCUUUUUAACUGUUCUUUUCUAUGGGAGGAGGCCGGUCGAACACAGCCAAUAGCAGUGCACAGCAGCCACCUGUAGGUUUUGGGUUACUUGCCGGCUUUUUGCAUUUGGAUUACAUGGAACAAACAGCUCUACGGAGAAAGACACAGUGCUAUUAGCUUGUGCAGGUGUGAUCGGCACCUCCAGGAUGCUUUGUCUAAGUCUUUAUGUGCCUGUGCCUGACCAGUCUCAAGCUGAAUUCCAGUGCUUUGAGUCAGAGGGACUCCCUUCGGAACUGAAAUCUAUCUUUAGACUCAGUCUCUUUAUCCCAUCGCAGGAAUUUUACACCUACCGUCAGUGGAGACAGAAAAUCGUGAAAGCUGGUGAUAAAGACCAGGAUGGACAGCUGGACUUUGAAGAGUUUGUGCACUACCUUCGUGAUCACGAGAAGAAACUGCGACUGGUCUUCAGGAGCUUGGACAAGAAGAAUGAUGGACGAAUUGAUGCCCAGGAGAUAAUGCAGUCCCUCAGAGAUUUGGGAACGAAUAUCUCAGAGCAGCAAGCAGAGAAGAUCCUGAAGAGAAUUAGGACGGGCCACCGAUGGGGACCGGUUGCCCACAUGGAUAAAAAUGGAACAAUGACAAUAGACUGGAACGAGUGGAGAGACUACCAUCUCUUGCAUCCUGCUGAAAACAUCCCAGAGAUCAUUCUGUACUGGAAACAUUCUACCAUAUUUGAUGUAGGAGAGAACCUGAUUGUACCCGAUGAGUUCACAGUGGAGGAGAUUCAAACGGGGAUGUGGUGGAGACACUUGGUUGCUGGAGGUGGAGCGGGUGCCGUCUCGCGAACCUGUACAGCCCCUCUGGACAGACUGAAAGUACUCAUGCAGGUGCACGCUUCCCGCAGCAACAACAUGUCUAUCGUGGGAGGCUUCACCCACAUGCUCCGCGAAGGUGGAUGGCGCUCACUAUGGAGAGGAAACGGAAUCAAUGUCAUUAAAAUUGGACCCGAGUCUGCAAUCAAAUUCAUGGCAUAUGAGCAGAUUAAACGUUUUAUUGGCAGUGACCAAGAAACACUUGGAAUCCAUGAGAGGCUUGUUGCGGGAUCUCUAGCUGGUGUGAUUGCUCAAAGUAGCAUAUAUCCUAUGGAGGUUCUGAAAACUCGGAUGGCCUUACGCAAGACUGGGCAAUAUCAGGGCAUGCUGGACUGCGGCAAAAAGAUCCUGCUGAAGGAAGGAGUAUCUGCUUUUUACAAAGGAUAUGUCCCCAAUAUGUUGGGCAUCAUCCCAUAUGCUGGCAUUGAUCUGGCAGUUUAUGAAACUCUGAAAAAUGCCUGGCUGCAGAGGUAUGCCACGAGCAGUGCUGAUCCUGGGGUCUUUGUCUUGCUGGCAUGUGGGACAAUAUCCAGCACGUGUGGACAGCUGGCUAGCUACCCCCUGGCUCUGGUCAGAACACGAAUGCAGGCACAAGCUUCAGUUGAGGGUGCCCCUCAAUCAUCAAUGAGCAACCUCUUCAAGCACAUCAUAAAGACGGAGGGGGCUUUUGGACUGUAUCGGGGUCUUGCCCCUAAUUUCAUGAAGGUGAUACCCGCGGUCAGCAUCAGCUAUGUGGUAUAUGAGAAUCUGAAGCUCACACUUGGGGUGACAUCCCGAUGAUGUGAAGGAGCGGAAAGCAAUUGUCUGACCAUAGACUGCAAUCUUGGGUUGUUAACUCCCUGGAUGUGAAAAGUCCAGUCUUCAUUCUGUGAAUGCGUUGAACACUAAGACUGAUGGAGUAAAGCUGUGAUAAUCCACGAACAGAAGGAAGUGAGACUGUGCAUCGGAGCUCUACGAACUCUCAGCCCAAUCUGACCCUUGCUUUCAUUCCACCCCUUUACAAUGGGGGCCCAGUAGCUUCUUUUAAGCUGGAGCAUUGUUUACAUUUUUUCUUUUUGAUUUAAGUUUAAUGGCUCAUUUGUUUUACAAAAUCUCAUCCCUUCCUUUAUAUGUUUUUUGGUUUGUAGUUGCUCCAACGCAAGUCCUACAACUGCUUUUUGUGGAAUCUGUGUUGGAGUACAAAUAAUUUACUAAAUGCAGCUGAUCAAAAAUGUACAGGCGUCUUGACCAUGGGAUCUGUUGGCCUUCAGGACUCCUGGGACAGUGCAAGUUCUAAAGUUCCAUUAAAUGGUUUCCUUUUAUAGAAGUAAUUAUUUUACUUGCCACUUAAUAUGUGGUUGGAUGUGGGCCUUUCUUUUGAUUGGCCCAUUCAUCUAACAUUUAACACAGGUGGAUCUGCCAUUUCCAUACACUUUAAAACACCUGUAUUCUAUGUAGGAACACCUUGACAACGUGUCCUGCAGGCUGACAGACAUUCUGCCCUGAAGCUCUGCUGUGAUUCCUUGGCACUGAGACAGCUGGCCGCAGAAAGCAGCCUUGUAGCAAUUGGGAGAUCAGAAAUUACACUGUUCUGGUUUCCUCAUAAAGGCCAAACAAAAAAUUGUACAGCGUAUAAGUGCGGUUAUUGCACAGUAUCGGUGUCCGAGUGGAACAUUAUUUCUACCAUUCCUUAUUUUUGUCUUGUUUUUACUGCCUAGCCUGUAUAUUUAUUCUAUUUAUUUAAAGAAAAAUAACAUUGCUAUUUUUACAGACAUUAUAGUUAUAACUAAAGUAUUGUGGCCUUUUAAUUUUAUUUUACUAAUUUUUUUAUUAUUAUUAUGCUAGAGUAAUCCACUGAGAUUACGUGUGUCUGAUCUGAUUGUAGGCAGUUGGGUACAGUACCUCUGCUCUAAUGUUCUUCCUUAAAUGAAGCUUUCUCUUUAAAACUGCGGACUUUAAUCCUUCUGCUAAUUGCAAUAGAGAUUAAAGUCUGAGGUCACUUGACGUCAGUACCUGAGUAAGCAAGGUCAUUGUGUGCAGGGGAUGUUUUUACGCUGCACAGUUCAGACCUCACAAGGAUACUUUGCACUUUAAACAGUAGAAUAUUUUUGCUAUUCUAGUGAGUUGGUUUGGUGCUUUACACAGUUCUCAUUGCUUCAUUAUGUUCCUCUUAAUUCUAGCUCGUCCAAUUUCAUUAAUGUUCAUAUUACUAGUUGGGUUCUUGUUCCCAAUGGCUGCUUUUAAUAAUUGGAAUGCAGAGCGUUCACCAUCAUUUGGUCCCCUCAGUUACAUUAUCAGAGGUCCUGUAUAUUGACAAUUUAAUUUUGCCCUGAUUGCUGAUAUGUCUUGCUCAGUCUAUAUCCUAAUGUCACACACCUUCCUUGAGUAAAACCUAACAAUCCAUCCAUCAGGAAAUGUCUAUCCACACCCAAUAAUUUGGGAUUUUCAGUGGGUUUAAAUGUGGCAAUAACUAAAUACAUUUUAUUCUUGUGGGAAACUGCAGAUAACUUGUCUACCAACACUGACACUUUAAAUAUAUACCUCGAUCCUAAUAAGCUACGAGGUUACCAAUUAUCUGCAAGUCUUAAUUACUGACAACUUCUUUACUUCUAUUAAAGAACAAAGUUAAAUACGUUUAGCAUUCCUUUGAAAAAGUCUGACCUCAAUCUACAAAGUAACAUUGUAAUGGUGUCCAUUGCAACCUGCUGUUAUUGCCUGUUAGAUCGUUUUUUUCAGUUCUGCUGCUCCCAAAAAUUCUGAAUGUGUUUAGAGAUUUCUGAGCAAAAAUCAAUGCAAAAAAAAGACUCUGCGUCAAUACUAAACCUGCCUGUUGUAAACGGAAUCUGUAUAGUUCUUGCCAGAAGUGCUUGUACUUGAAUCCGUUUAAUAAAGUUGUUUAUAUUGUGGUAAA
Molecule: messenger RNA, 3857 nt
Organism: Pelobates fuscus (common spadefoot toad)
Lineage: Eukaryota; Metazoa; Chordata; Amphibia; Anura; Pelobatidae
Gene: SLC25A25
Product: solute carrier family 25 member 25
Exons: 11
Coding region: 302-1747 (481 amino acids)
Biological process (GO): ADP transport; transmembrane transport; ATP transport
Cellular component (GO): mitochondrial inner membrane
Molecular function (GO): calcium ion binding; ATP transmembrane transporter activity
Source: RefSeq, a predicted model, not a curated record